AUGGCCACCUGCUUGGAGGAACAAACAGAGUGUGCUCCUGACCAACAGCCUGUGCCCAGUGACAAUGAUGAGGGUAAGUGAAUUGUACUUCUAAGCAGUUCACAUUCAGCACUGACAUAAUUUUGACAGUGACAUAUUUUCUGUAAUUUCAGUUGUCUGUCCCCUAACAAUGGGAUGAAUUACUAGACUUUUACAUUGCACAAAAAAAUAUUUAUUUUACAGACAUAUGCUCUGAAUUAUCACCAACUGACCUGGUUGCUGGAAUGCUAGAUGACCUUAAUGGCGAAGCAAUUUAAUGCAAUUAAAGGCAAACCAUCAAGGCUUGUGUCAGCCAUCCAUUGCUUUGGGAAGUCUCACAUCAGCACAGCGGCCAAUAGCGCAGCAGCACUCCGAAGAGCUGCCAGAUGACCAGGCCCUAUGAUUCCCUGUCAGCCUACAGCUGUUGCCCGUCGUUCCACCAAGGCUGGUACUAAACGGCGUCUCACGACUGGAUGACCAAAAGGCCAGAACAGUGGCUCUGAGCACCCAUACUGUUCACAUGCUAAAAGGAAAAGGUCAUCAGAAAUUAGACAUCACAAGUUGUCUGACUCAGUGUAUGCAAAUAGUUCUCACCCAAAGUGAAUAAAGCACGUGAGGUAAAUUUAUGUUCCCCUUGAAGUUCCUACUGUCUCAAUAAAAAUGCAAAAUGCUCAAGGGGAGUUGUUAGCCACUGGCAUAGAAAAAAUAUGUAUGUAUUAAGGAUUUAGGCAAAUGUUAUUAAUCAGUGACUGAAAUGUUCUCAAUCUUGAAAUACAAGGGCAAAUGUUAUUAAUCAGUGACUGAAAUUUUGCGCUACGUGAUAUUCACUUCCGGACUUGGAGAGCGCUCAAAGCGUUGUAGAACGCCCCUCGGAAUAACGGGGCGUGGUUUUGGCUUAACUGCGUUGGGAAAAAGAAAGACGUGUGCUGCUAACACUGUCCCUGUCGCAUACCGGGCUCGAGCUAGUGAUCCUCCGCUCGCAAACACACGUGACCGACCCUCCUUGACAAAGUACCAACUGUAGAUAUGCGGCUGGUAACCGUAGGGUUGCCGGUUUAAAUCUCUGAGCUGACUGGGGGGAUAUCGUAUACAUAUAUAGUAUCUACCACCGUGCAGGUUAGCGUUUUUCGUUAUGAAUCUUGUUCUGGAGGCAGCUCUGCAAAGUGGUCACUAGCUGGCACAGCCACAAAGUCUUUAAAUCUGAAACCUAACCUUAAAGGAGAAAUCCCAAUUUUUCUCCCACGUCGUGGAAGCUUGGCGUAUUUCAACAGUUAGUUUUCAAACAACUCUCCCCACUUCCCACCCCCACCCCAUUUCUCAACAAGAUGUGAGAAAUAACGUUAAACUCCAAAAAGUAUCUGUAUUGUAAUACCAUAUGGCAACGUUGUGCAAUUUGUCAAGUUUCCGUGAUGUGUUCUGUCGGUUCCCUUGCUAACGUUUGCUAAACCAAAGCUAGUUAGACACAAUUGCAGCUACAGCUAGCUGCAAUAGUUUCAACGUUGUUUUGUAAUAGCCAGAAAGUAUUUCACAUAGCAGGACAUCUAACACCUAGCUAACGUCAUUCUGUAAUGAACACUCAGGGAGAAAAAGGUGUAGAUUCAUGCGCAGAGCGUGGCAGGUUUUAUUUACGCCUUCGCAGAAGGCAGGAAACGUGGUCACAGGCAGGCAAUGGUCAUACACAGGUAGGCAAACAGGCAGGUGAAUCAACUAGGACUGAAGGGUAUAACUGGUUCUCACAAACGAGCUAGGAAAAGGCUUAGUAGAGUCAAAACGAACAAUACCUCACAAGGCACAAACAGAAAGAACUGAACUAAAUAAGGAGCUGAUGAGACCAGGUGAGUAACUAACAGUGGCGGCUCCUGAAAAAAUUCUCAGGGGGGGCAAUUUUUCUGAUGAUUUAGGUGACCUACACACAUUUUAAAAAAGAUAUGUCCAGCAACAACAUGAAGACAGGGGCAGCAUAUAAGUCAAUACCAGAAGCAUUUAUUGACUGAUCUCAAAAGUGUUGGCUUACCAGGGUUGGUGGAGCCCUCAGUUUCAUCUUUGCCUCGCAAAGCUAACUCAAACACUCCGCAAAACUUGUCCACCAGUAUCUGUCUUUUUAUCUCACGUUGUACAUCUCUUAAAGCCUGUCUAUCACCCCCAGCAUAAACUGCCUUCUUCCUAUCAAGUAGUGAUUUUAGAUGUUUUGAUACCCAAGGCUUGUUGUUAGGGAAGAUUUUACAGGUCUUAGUAGGCACAACUGACUCAACACAGAAGUUUACAUAGUCUGAAAUAACCUCUGUGAGUUCAUCCAGAUCAGAGCUGCUGUCCUCAAAUACCUCCCACAUUGUACAGUCAAAACACCCCAAGUGAUACUGUUGUCAUUCCAGAUCUGGACAGUUUUAACUGUGGGUUUCUCCCUCUCCAGGAGGCGACAGUAAAUUGGCCGGAGGUCUGGUGGUGGCAGAGAACGCCUUUGGUAUUGUCCCAUAGCACAAAUCAAGAGUCCUAUUUUUCCUAGUGUGACAUUUCACAUACUGAUGGUAUGUGCGCAAGACUUUGUGCAAGGUACAGUUGUUAAAAUCCCCUAAAAUAAAUUUGGGUGCGUCGGGGGAGAUGGAUUCCAGUUUCUGUGACAGAUUAUAAAUAAUCUCUGAUGCCUUUGUUAUAUUAGCUUUUGGUUGAAUGUACACAACGGUAACAAACAAUUGGGGGAACUCACGGGGCAGAUAGUAAGGUCGCAGUGACACAGAAAGCAGUUCAAUGUCGGGGGUACAGAGUCGCUCUCUUACCAGGAUCGAUUUACACCACUGGUCCCUGACAGACGCCCCCGCCGUGAAGUUUCCCUGUGACUGUCAGAUCGCGGUCCGCUCUGACCAGGGUGAAGCCGGCCGGCUCCACUUCUCUGUCCGGGACUCUGUCAUCCAGCCAAGUCUCAGUAAAUGCCAGCAAACAGGCCUCCCGAUAUUCGUGUUGGAAGCGCAGAUUCGCUGACAACUCAUCCGCUUUCCCCCUCAGUGACUGGGCAUUAAUCAGCAAGGUGGUGGGUAAGGGAAGUUUGUUCUUAAUUUUUUUUAAGUCGUUGUCUGAUUCCCCCGCGUUUUCCACGUUUGCAUUUGGGUUUGUAAUCCACUCGCAGACAAUCAGGUAUUAGAUGGGCCAUUGGGAUAUCCAUCGCGUUCGUAUUUGAGUUGCAUUGUAGUAAAAACUCCCUGCUGUAUUGGAUUCCGCUGCCAGCAGCGUUUUCAUUAUUUAGUCCGUUCGUAGCGGGUAUGUACACGAUCAACAAGAUCAGUCCAACACCGUGACCCCACCACUGGAAAUCCAUGGUUGGCAGAAUGUUUGUAAACUAAGUGUACAAAUAAAAAACAUAAAAUAACGCCACUAAGUGUACAAAUUAAAAACAUAAGAUUAAAAACAUAAGAUAACGCCACACCAAACGUCACACACACUGCAGGUCGCAACAGAGACGCUGCUACCCGCUCUUUUCUUAGUUACGUUCAUGGUUACGUUACGUAUGACGAAAGCGCGUAAGUGCAAGCCCUCAGAAACCCAUAGAGAUUGUAUUGAAAGCUCUGAAAUUUGAAAAAAAUAGAUUUUACAUGGGAGUCUAUGACAGACUUCUGGGCGAUUUUCAACCUGACUGAAAUCGCCCCAAAACGGGCGGGGACAUUUGAAGCACGACUUUAGCCUGAUUGGACAUUUAGUGGCAGUGUGGCACUGUGGCAGAUCAGACGUCUAGAUUACAACACUGAUAACUACUGUUGCCGUGAUAUAAUUGAUUAGAAAAAAAAUCCCUUCCUUUUCCCGUUUGGCAGUGCGUCGCCCAUAUCGCCCUAUUGAACACACCGCCCCUGGUAACUAACACAGGUGAAAUCAAUGAAGAAAAAUGAAAGACAGGGCUACGUUCAAGAACACAAAGAAACAGGUCUACGUUCAAGAACACAAGGUGAACCAAGAAAAUAAAUACAGAACCUUACACAUUCAUUGUUUGCACAGGUUGCGUUAGACAAUGUUGAUGAUGGCAGUCCGACUAGCAGGGCAAGAGGCAGGGCUAGAGGAGACAGGCAGAGCCAGGGGCAGAGGAGACAGGCAGCAGAGGAGAAAGGCAGAGGCAGGCAGCAGAGAGACAGAAAUUAGGAUGAGGAGAAGCAUGUUGCUCUCCGACGUGAUAGAAUGGCUGUCACAUAGGUUUGUAUUAUGUUGGAAAUGCCUAUAUACAGUGGGGAGAACAAGUAUUUGAUACACUGCCGAUUUUGCAGGUUUUCCUACUUACAAAGCAUGUAGAGGUCUGUCAUUUUUAUCAUAGGUACACUUCAACUGUGAGAGACGGAAUCUAAAACAGAAAUCCAGAAAAACACAUUGUAUGAUUUUUAAGUAAUUCAUUUGCAUUUUAUUGCAUAACAUAAGUAUUUGAUCACCUACCAACCAGUAAGAAUUCCGGCUCUCACAGACCUGUUAGUUUUUCUUUAAGAAGCCCUCCUGUUCUCCACUCAUUACCUGUAUUAACUGCACCUGUUUGAACUCAUUACCUGUAUAAAAAGACACCUGUCCACACACUCAAUCAAACAGACUCCACCCUCUCCACAAUGGCCAAGACCAGAGAGCUGUGUAAGGACAUCCGGGAUAAAAUUGUAGACCUGCACAAGGCUGGGAUGGGCUACAGGACAAUAGGCAAGCAGCUUGGUGAGAAGGCAACAACUGUUGGUGCAAUUAUUAGAAAAUUGAAGAAGUUAAAGAUGACGGUCAAUCACCCUAGGUCUGGGGCUCCAUGCAAGAUCUCACCUAGUGGGGCAUCAAUGAUCAUGAGGAAGGUGAGGGAUCAGCCCAGAACUACAUGGCAGGACCUGGUCAAUGACCUGAAGAGAGCUGGGACCACAGUCUCAAAGAAAACCAUUAGUAACACACUACGCCGUCAUGGAUUAAAAUCCUGCAGCGCACGCAAGGUCCCCCUACUCAAGCCAGCGCAUGUCCAGGCCCGUCUGAAGUUUGCCAAUGACCAUCUGGAUGAUCCAGAGGAGGAAUGGGAGAAGGUCAUGUGGUCUGAUGAGACAAAAAUAGAGCUUUUUGGUCUAAACUCCACUCGCCGUGUUUGGAGGAAGAAGAAGGAUGAGUACAACCCCAAGAACACCAUCCCAACCAUGAAGCAUGGAGGUGGAAACAUCAUUCUUUGGGGAUGCUUUUCUGCAAAGGGGACAGGACGACUGCACCGUAUUGAGGGGAGGAUGGAUGGGGCCAUGUAUCGUGAGAUCUUGGCCAACAACCUCCUUCCCUCAGUAAGAGCAUUAAAGAUGGGUCGUGGCUGGGUCUUCCAGCAUGACAACGACCCGACACACACAGCCAGGGCAACUAAGGAGUGGCUCCGUAAGAAGCAUCUCAAGGUCCUGGAGUGGCCUAGCCAGUCUCCAGACCUGAACCCAAUAGAUAAUCUUUGGAGGGAGCUGAAAGUCCAUAUUGCCCAGCGACAGCCCCGAAACCUGAAGGAUCUGGAGAAGGUCUGUAUGGAGGAUUGGGCCAAAAUCCCUGCUGCAGUGUGUGCAAACCUGGUCAAGACCUACAGGAAACGUAUGAUCUCUGUAAUUGCAAACAAAGGUUUCUGUACCAAAUAUUAAGUUCUGCUUUUCUGAUGUAUCAAAUACUUAUGUCAUGCAAUAAAAUGCAAAUUAAUUAUUUAAAAAUCAUACAAUGUGAUUUUCUGGAUUUUUGUUUUAGAUUCCGUCUCUCACAGUUGAAGUGUACCUAUGAUAAAAAUUACAGACCUCUACAUGCUUUGUAAGUAGGAAAACCUGCAAAAUCAGCAGUGUAUCAAAUACUUGUUCUCCCCACUGUAUUUAUCAAAAAUAAAGUAUUUUUUCUUGAAUAGUUGAAAAGUUAAUGUACAGUGGGGAAAAAAGUAUUUAGUCAGCCACCAAUUGUGCAAGGUCUCCCACUUAAAAAGAUGAGAGAGGCCUGUAAUUUUCAUCAUAGGUACACGUCAACUAUGACAGACAAAUUGAGGAAAAAAAUUCCAGAAAAUCACAUUGUAGGAUUUUUAAUGAAUUUAUUUGCAAAUUAUGGUGGAAAAUAAGUAUUUGGUCACCUACAAACAAGCAAGAUUUCUGGCUCUCACAGACCUAUAACUUCUUCUUUAAGAGGCUCCUCUGUCCUCCACUCGUUACCUGUAUUAAUGGCACCUGUUUGAACUUGUUAUCAGUAUAAAAGACACCUGUCCACAACCUCAAACAGUCACACUCCAAACUCCACUAUGGCCAAGACCAAAGAGCUGUCAAAGGACACCAGAAACAAAAUUGUAGACCUGCACCAGGCUUGGAAGACUGAAUCUGCAAUAGGUAAGCAGCUUGGUUUGAAGAAAUCAACUGUGGGAGCAAUUAAUAGGAAAUGGAAGACAUACAAGACCACUGAUAAUCUCCCUCGAUCUGGGGCUCCACGCAAGAUCUCACCCCGUGGGGUCAAAAUGAUCACAAGAACGGUGAGCAAAAAUCCCAGAACCACACGGGGGGACCUAGUGAAUGACCUGCUGAUCCAUUCCUUGGUGUGGUUGUCCCCCAGGCAGUAAUGUUCACAAUGUCCCAGUGUCCAUGUGUGUUCAUUCACCACAUGGUGAAUAACACCUCUCCACAGGUCCUGAAACAUACAAUCGCAAUGCAUGAAUUCUUUCAAAAAUCUGUUUCAUUAUCCACUUUGCCUAUUGCAGAUGUGAUUUCAGCAACUCAGGGACGAGUGCUAGCUCACAGCUAAGCACAGUACAUAAUCACUCAAACAUAACACGUACAGUUGGGGAAAAAAAGUAUUUAGUCAGCCACCAAUUGUGCAAGUUCUCCCACUUAAAUUUCUUUCCAGAAAAUCACAUUGUAGGAUUUUUAAUGAAUUUAUUUGCAAAUUAUGGUGGAAAAUAAGUAUUUGGUCAAUAACAAAAGUUUCUCAAUACUUUGUUAUAUACCCUUUGUUGGCAAUGACACAGGUCAAACGUUUUCUGUAAGUCUUCACAAGGUUUUCACACACUGUUGCUGGUAUUUUGGCCCAUUCCUCCAUGCAGAUCUCCUCUAGAGCAGUGAUGUUUUGGGGCUGUCGCUGGGCAACACAGACUUUCAACUCCCUCCAAAGAUUUUCUAUGGGGUUGAGAUCUGGAGACUGGCUAGGCCACUCCAGGACCUUGAAAUGCUUCUUACGAAGCCACUCCUUCGUUGCCCGGGCGGUGUGUUUGGGAUCAUUGUCAUGCUGAAAGACCCAGCCAUGAUUCAUCUUCAAUGCCCUUGCUGAUGGAAGGAGGUUUUCACUCAAAAUCUCACAAUACAUGGCCCCAUUCAUUUUUUCCUUUACACGGAUCAGUCGUCCUGGUCCCUUUGCAGAAAAACAGCCCCAAAGCAUGAUGUUUCCACCCCCAUGCUUCACAGUAGGUAUGGUGUUCUUUGGAUGCAACUCAGCAUUCUUUGUCCUCCAAACACGACGAGUUAAGUUUUUACCAAAAAGUUAUAUUUUGGUUUCAUCUGACCAUAUGACAGUCUCCCAAUCCUCUUCUGGAUCAUCCAAAUGCACUCUAGCAAACUUCAGACGGGCCUGGACAUGUACUGGCUUAAGCAGGGGGAUACGUCUGGCACUGCAGGAUUUGAGUCCCUGGCGGCGUAGUGUGUCACUGAUGGUAGGCUUUGUUACUUUGGUCCCAGCUCUCUGCAGGUCAUUCACUAGGUCCCCCCGUGUGGUUCUGGAAUUUUUGCUCACCGUUCUUGUUAUCAUUUUGACCCCACGGGGUGAGAUCUUGCGUGGAGCCCCAGAUCGAGGGAGAUUAUCAGUGGUCUUGUAUGUCUUCCAUUUCCUAAUAAUUGCUCCCACAGUUGAUUUCUUCAAACCAAGCUGCUUACCUAUUGCAGAUUCAGUCUUCCAAGCCUGGUGCAGGUCUACAAUUUUGUUUCUUGUGUCCUUUGACAGCUCUUUGGUCUUGGCCAUAGUGGAGUUUGGAGUGUGACUGUUUGAGGUUGUGGACAGGUGUAUUUUAUACUGAUAACAAGUUCAAACAGGUGCCAUUAAUACAGGUAACGAGUGGAGGACAGAGGAGCCUCUUAAAGAAGAAGUUAUAGGUCUGUGAGAGCCAGAAAUCUUGCUUGUUUGUAGGUGACCAAAUACUUAUUUUCCACCAUAAUUUGCAAAUAAAUUCAUUAAAAAUCCUACAAUGUGAUUUUCUGGAAUUUUUUCCUCAAUUUGUCUUUCAUAGUUGACGUGUACCUAUGAUGAAGGUAGGUAGUGUACCUAUGAUGGCGGCAGGUAGCUUAUUGGUUAAGAGCGUUGUGCCAGUAACCGAAAGGUCGCUGGUUCUAAUCCCUGAGCCGACUAGGUGAAAAAUCUGUCGAUGUGCCCUUGAGCAAGGCACUUAACCCUAAUUGCUCCUGUAAGUCGCUCUGGAUAACAGCGUCUGCUAAAUGACCAAUUUUUUUUUUUUUUUCUUUAUGAAAAUUACAGGCCUCUCUCAUCUUUUUAAGUGGGAGAACUUGCACAAUUGGUGGCUGACUAAGUACUUUUUUUCCCCACUGUAAAUGAGAGUAAUGAAUAAGACAAGAUAAAUAUGACUUACAAUAAACUCCUCGUAUGUCAUUCUCUCAACCAGUUUCACCUGGAAUGCUUUUCCAACAGUCUUGACAAUGUCCCACUAAGCGCAAACCAGAUGGGAUCGCGUAUCGCUGCAGAAUGCUGUGGUAGCCAUGCUGGUUAGGUGUGCCUUGAAUUCUAAAUAAAUCACAGUGUCACCAGCAAAGCACCCCCACAACAUCACACCUCCUCCUCCAUGCUUCACGGUGGGAACCACACAUACGGAGAUCAUCCGCUCACCUACUCUGCGUCUCAAAAAACAUGGCAGUUGGAACCAAAAAUCUCACAUUUGGACUCAUCAGACCAAAAUACAUAUUUCCACCAGUCUAGUGUCCAUUGCACAUGUUUCUUGGCCCAAGCAAAUCUCUUAGUAGUGUUUUCUUUGCAACAAAAAAAAUAAUAUAUAUAUAAAAUGAAGGCCUGAUUCAUGCAGUCUCCUCUGAACAGUUGAUGUUGAGAUGUGUCUGUUACUUGAACUCUGUGAAGCAUUUAUUUGGGCUGCAAUCUGAGGUGCAGUUAACUCUAAUGAACUUAUCCUCUGCAGCAGAGGUAACUCUGGGUCAUCCUUUCCUGUGGCGGUCCUCAUGAGAGCCAGUUUCAUCAUAGCGCUUGAUGGUUUUUGCAACUGCACUUGAAGAAACGUUCAAAGUUCUUUAAACUUUCCGGAUUGACUAACCUUCAUGUCUUAAAGUAAUAAUGGACUGUCGUUUCUCUUUGCGUAUUUGAGCUGUUCGUGCCAUAAUAUGGACUUGGUCUAAAUAGGGCUAUCUUUUGGGAUACCACCCCCCUAUCUUGUCACAACACAACUGAUUGGCUCAAACACAUUAAGGAGGAAAACAAAUUCCACAAACGUACUUUUAAGAAGGCACACCUGUUAAUUUAAAUGCAUUCCAGGUGACUACCUCAUGAAUCUGGUUGAGAGAAUGCCAAGAGUGUGCAAAGCUGUCAUCAAGGCAAAGGGUGGCUUUUUGAAGAAUUUCAAAAUAUAAAAUAUAAUUGUAUUUGUUUGACACUUUUUUGGUUACUACAUGAUUCCAUAUGUGUUAUUUAAUAGUUUUGAUGUCUUCACUAUUAUUCUACAAUGUAGAAAAUAGUAAAAAUUAAGAAAAACCCUUGAAUGAGUGGGUGCGUCUAAACUUUUGACUGGUACUGUGUAUUUCUAAAACGAUUCAAUCUUGCAAAAUAAACAUUUUAGAUCUGCAUGGUCAUAACCAAACUUACUCAGAGCAGAAAUCUGAACAUGUGCAUCUGUACAGAUUUAUUUUAGCGGGAUCUCCGUAAUCAGCUGAUCCAUGGUCCUAAUGAACACCUUCUCCAUGAUGACAGAGUUUCUCUGGGUCUCCCUCUUGUCAAUGUUCACUACGGAGAUGUCGUCUCUGGAAUCAUUUUCCAAUGUAGUGUAGGUGCAAUACUCUGCACAGUAGCCUGGCGGGUCCAUUCGCACUACAGAGGGUAGUGCGUACGGCCCAGUACAUCACUGGGGCCAAGCUUCCUGCCAUCCAGGACCUCUAUACCAGGCGGUGUCAGAGGAAGGCCCUCAAAAUUGUGAAAGACUCCAGCCACCCUAGUCAUAGACUGUUCUCUCUGCUACCGCACGGCAAGCGGUACCGGAGCGCCAAGUCUAGGUCCAAAAGGCUUCUCAACAGCUUCUACCCCCAAGCCAUAAGACUCCUGAACAGCUAAUCAUGGCUACCCAGACUAUUUGCACCCCCACCCCAUCUUUUGACGCUGCUGCUACUCUGUUAAUUAUUUAUGCAUAGUCACUUUAACUCUACCCACAUGUAAGAAUGCUUGAGCAAAUGUAAUCUGUGCAGUACAGCCUCUUUCCACCAGGUGUAGCGCUUCUCUCGCAGAUUAAAAACAAGAAAUGAUCAAUGGUGAGGGUUAAGUUAAUUACUUGAGAGUUCAUCAAUAGUUAAUUCAAUAAAUUGUUAAUUUUUACCCUAAUCAUUGCGAGCCCUCAUGACUCUCAAAAACCACAGUUUAAUUUUUAAUUUAGCGCCGCCCUAAAACCCUAUUCAAAUUCGGCACAAACCUUAAAAUAGGUAUGUAAUGAGACAUUCUAUAAAACUCUAUAGUGUUUUAUUUACAUUUUAGAGGUGAUAAGUUGGACAAAUCGGGUGAAAAAAGCCGAUUCCUCACACGACAUAUCUCCCCCUUUCACUAUGACGCAGUAGCUUUCCCUUCCCCACCCGCCAUUUUUAAAAAGACCCUGCGGAGCUCCAUUGCUUUCUUCAAUCUAGCAGAGACGGGCAGCAUGAAGGUCUCAUCAUGGACUGUUGGAAGGGGGAGAAAUUGUGCUUUACAAUGGUAUUCAGAUUACAGUUGACCUGGAAGUAUUACGUUUUUGGGGUCAAAUGUACGGAACAGCGCGAUGUACAAAAGUGCGUUAACUACCAUUAAUGUUCUGUAAUAACAUUCGCUACUUGGAAGUCUCAGAAAGGCGAGGCAACUAUACUGCCGAGCACCAUUACAGCUGCUAACGUUACAGCCGAGCACCAUUACAGUUCUAUCACUCUCAAACAGAGAAAUGCACAUGAAACGUUAGCUAGCCCCCAAAAAUAAAAAACAGCAAUGCAAAAUUUUACAGUUUAGUCAUUUAGCAGAUGUUCUUAUCCAGAGCGACUUACAGUUAGUGCAUACAUUAUUAUUAAUAUAUAUAUAUAUAUUUUUUUUUUUCAUUCUGGCCCCCAGUGGGAAUCGAACCCACAACCCUGGCGUUGCAAACGCCAUGCUCUACCAACUGAGCUACAUCCCUGCCGGCCAUUCCCUCCCCUACCCUGGAUGACACUGGGCCAAUUGUGCGCCGCCCCAUGGGUGUAAGUAGGUUCUAAAUGAUCAUGACUCUCAAACACACAUACUUUUGUUAGUAUCCUGACUGGUUUUAGAUUGUAAAUACCAUGUACACCUUAGUUAUUUAUCAAGACAGCCAUAUAAUUUAGAUAGCAUAAAGCUAACCUGGGUUCUCCAUUCUCCAUUCAGCUAGCUACUGCUGGCGCAACGUCUUGUUAACGUUACCUGUCAAGUAGAAAACAGGCCAUCUCUGCAUCAGACUUCAGCCCUUUUAGGGACAUAACUUCUCUCCAGCGAUUCAAAUUGUUACCUAUAUUUACUCUGGUUUUUCCCCGAGCCUUAUCAUUUAGUCUCUUGGCUAAACUUCUCAUUUUUUGGCACCUGUAUCCGCAACCAGUGGGGCUGGAUGCUUGCCUAAGAAAUCUGCCAUUGUUGAUUGCGCUCGAAAGAAGAUGACGAAGGUGCAGCCCUCCAAUUCGAAAAUAAGAUACUUUUGUUGACCAAAAGGAAAACUUGACUACAGCUGGCUUUCAUUCUCUCACAGCUACACUGUUCUAGGACUGGGCACUUAAAGUAAUUAACUAAACCAAUUCACUUGUCAUUCAUAGCCGGCAGCACCUCCUUGUCACCAAACUAAGCAGAUUUACUUUGUAUUGAUAAAUAGAUUUCCAUAGCAUAUACAAAAAAUGAAUAGUGCUCAGUGUAGAAGCGGUGAAGGUUUCAGUCCCAGUUCAUGCUAUCACCAAUUUGAUAUAUAGUAUGCAGUGGCUGUGUUUCUAUAUGAUGAUUGACGUACUGAAAUUCUCCUGUCGGAUGUUGUGUACCAGAUCAACCAGUCCCAGAGUAACCAGUUCAACAUGCACGUGGAGUACGAGUGGUGGCUGCAUCAGUAUGAUCUGUAAGAGAGUGACGACUACCUGGACAACAAGGUCAGCAACAUUAUGCUACAUCUCGCUCGUGUUCAUUAGGCUCCAAAUGGAAGAAAACAGACUAAACAGGGAGGAACUAUUUGGACUUGUCCAAUAAGAAACACUUUUUUAAAAAAAUAAUCUGUUGCAUGCCCUACUAAUCAACACAACCCAGUCUUUCACAACUCUAUGUUGUCUGCUGCGAUCCUGAUUUGGAGGUGUUUGUUGAUCAGCAAUAGAUUGUUUGUAACAGUCUAUUAUGACCGUUUGCUAUGACUGCUGAGUAUAGAGAGUGUGUUUGUUUGUGACUCUCUUUAGACGGGCCCAGUGAAGAAGGACCAAUCCUCUCGGCCCUUCAGUCUGUACCAGCUCCUCCCACCCUGGACCGAUGAGGAGAUGGACUCUUCAGUGUUGGUCACAGGCUGGCCCUGGUCCGCGAUCACAAGCGGGAGGUAUACGCCAUUCCCAGCUCUCACACAUGCAGCCUGGACUCAGAGCCCACCCUUUAGAUGCCCUAAAGCCACCAUUCCUCCCAACAGAGCCAUGCAGAUAUGUCACAUCAUAGUAGCAGCUUCCAUCUUGUGUAAACAGUAUGCCCACUUCUGAAUGAUAGAAGCAGUUUAUUUGCACAUGAUAAUUGGUAAAAAGCCUGCACUCACUGGAAAUAGUCUUGAAAUAUUUUGUUUUAGGCAGCAACAUGUCCAUUGACCUCAGUUUGUUUUGUAUCUCUGGGGCAGGGAUCUGUGGGGACCGAACGGUGGUCUCUGACUUAGUGUUGACUGUGACCUGUUAAUCGUCUGUGUAGAUUAUGGGGUACCAUCAAAUUCAAGAGUCUAUGGUGGUCCAGAGUCAUCUUUCAGAAGUGUGUGUGAGUAUGCCAACUUCAUUUAGGUAUUUCUUCUAUGACAAAUUCAUUUCGGUAUACUUAGUAAGACUGACCUCGUUUGGUUAAAGGAUCAACUACCUGAAAUUGGUUUUGAAGGGAGUUUCCAAUUAAUAUUAUAUGAAUUAUGGGUAUUACAAUACAUGACCCGGCAGUGAUGUUUCAAUCACUAGAUCUGAUAUGUAGUACUAUCACCCGAUAAAUCAAUGUAUUCUGUCAUAACACUGUGCCAACUCUAUAUUGGCCUAGAUUCAAUCCGGAUCGAUUCAAAAGUUCUGCGCUAUAGAGCAAUUGAAAUUUAAAGGCAAUGUUCCCAUGUUCGCAGAGACUGCAUUCACCGUAAACGCUGCAUAUGUCAGCUCAAUCAGAAAUUACCUUUACAUUUCAAUUGCGCUAUAAUGUGGAUCUUCCACGGUCCGGAUUGAAUCUAGCCCAUUGUCUUGCACCGUCUAUUUCAGCUCAGGGUCUCCAAAAUACUCUGUCACUGCCCUCAACUCCCUAUCUGAACUGCCAGAGAGAGGUAAACUAUGCUGUCUAUGUUUUACAGAUGUAAUCUAUUUUACUCACAAUUGUAUCACACGUGAAAGCACACCUCUUUCUUGAAGUGGAAAAACACCUUCUUGAAGUAAAACCACAAAUGAUCCUCCUCCAUAGUAUGCAGUCUAGAUACUGUAGAAUUCAACCACAUUUACUUCAGACUUUAUAGCUUUUUUUGUUUUGUUUUUUGUUUUGCCUUUAUUGCUUUCUCCCCCCUUUGUGUCCCCCAGGAUUCCGCGCAGAUGGAGCAAGCAACUCGUCCCACUUUGUCUAUCAGAUGCAUCAGCCCAGCAGCAGACACCCUCCCCUAAACUUCCCCACAUCUCCUCACACCUUCAUCCUGGAGUCCAAUAGGGCCUCUUCCCACUAUGGCAACCCCCCGCACCCUCUGCCCAGGAGAGCGCUGGUGAGAGUUGGCAGGGGGGCACAUUUCCUCAGAAUAUACCGAUUUUCUGUUCACAGUAAUUCUUCCCCUCAAAGUAGUGUAUUUUCAUAAUCUAUUGUUCGAUAUGUUUGGUAGUUCAAUUUAAUAGAGGCCAAGGCAUAGCAGGCUAUAUUUCAGUUUUAGUAUUACUGUAUAUACACUACAUGACCAGAAGUCCAUUUUGGAACAUCUCAUUCCAAAAUCAUGGGCAUUAAUAUGGAAUUGGUCCCCCCUUCGCUGCUAUAACAGCCUCCACUCUUCUGGGAAGGCUUUCCACUAGAUGUUGGAACAUUGCUGCGGGGACUUGCUUCCAUUCAGCAACAAGAGCAUUAGUGAGGUCAGGCACUGAUGUUGGGUGAUUAGGCCUGGCUCGCAGUCAGCGUUCCAAUUCAUCCCAAAGGUGUUUGAUGGGGUUGAGGUCAGGGCUCUGUGCCAGUCAAGUUCUUCCACACCGAUCUCGACAAACCAUCCUGUAUGGACCUCGCUUUGUGCACGGGGGCAUUGUCAUGCUGAAACAGGAAAGGGCCUUCCCCAAACUGUUGACACAAAGUUGCAAGCACAGAAUUGUCUAGAAUGUCAUUGUAUGCUGUAGUUUAAGAUUUCCCUUCACUGGAAAUAAGGGGCCUAGCCCAAACCAUGAAAAACAGACCCAGACCAUUAUUCCUCCUUCACCAAACUUUACAGUUGGCACAAUGCAUUGAGGCAGGUAGCGUUCUCCUGGCGUCCGCCAAACCCAGAUUUGUCCGUCGGACUGCCAGAUGGUGAUGCGUGAUUCAUCACUCCAGAGAACGCGUUUCCACUGCUCCAGAGUCCAAUGGCGGUGAGCUUUACACCACUCCAGCCGACGCUUGGCAUUGCGCAUGGUGAUCUUAGGCUUGUGUGUGGCUGCUCGGCCAUGGAAACCCAUUUCAUGAAGCUCCCGACGAACAGUUAUUCUGCCAAUGUUGCUUCCACAGGCAGUUCGGAACUCAGUAGUGAGUGUUGCAACCGAGGACAGAUGAUGUUUAUUUGUUGCUACUACAGCUCUAGCAGGGCAGAAAUGUGACGAACUGACUUGUUGGAAAGGUGGCAUCCUAUUGACGGUGCCACGUUGAAUGUUACUGAGCUCUUCAGUAAGGCCAUUCUACUGCCAAUGUUUGUCUAUGGAGAUUGCAUGGCUGUGUGCUCAAUUUUAUACACCUGUCAGCAACGGGUGUGGCUGAAAUAGCCGAAUCCACUAAUUUGAAGGGGUGUCCACAUACUUUUGUAUAUAUAGUGUAGUUGUUUUUACAUCCAAAGGCCUGUUUUUUUGGGACAGGCUACUCUUGGAUACUUCAAAUUGGCAAUAGCUCCAUCUGCUGGGAUAAAAAGGCUCAUUUUAGAGGCGGCAAAUAGUUGGCAACUCCAAGUCUUAGUCACCACAGCAGGAUUAGUUCGCCUUAUCCUCAGUUUGAGAUCUUUAGUUACUCUGAUUGACAGCCAAAUAUGUAUUUUGACAUUUUCCCUGGCUCAUUACUGUUGGGCAUACACCUAUUUUUCUUCAAUGAUAUGGGGGUUUUCCCCCUCAGAGCAAAUAUGUUAUUUUGGUUAAGCACUGGUUUGGCUUGGUCACCUUUAGGGAUGAUGUAAUGUUUUUCUUUCCUUACUGGUGCAAUGUUUUUCACUCAAUAGUGCUGUGGUGUUUCUCUCUCCAGCCCAAGCCAAAAGUGAGGCGGGUCCAAGCCAUCUACGACUGUGUGGCUGACCACCAUGAUGAGCUCACCUUCAACGAGGGCGAGAUAAUGGUUGUGCUGGAGGAGGACGAUGCUGAUUGGUGGGAAGGUAUAUUACAUUUUUACAUUUUAGUCAUUUAGCAGACGCUCUUGUCCAGAGCGACUUACAGAUAGUGAGUGCAUACAUUUUUCAUACUGGCCCCCCGUGGGAAUCGAACCCACAACCCUGAGGAUGCCUGUAAAGUUUAAAUAUCCCAGGACAGCUCGUAAAGUUUAAAUGUCCCAGGACAGAUACAGUAGUGCAGGACUUACAUUUACGUCAUUUAGCAGACGCUCUUAUCCAGAGCGACUUACAGUUAGUGCAUACAUUAUUUUAUCGAACCCACAACCCUGGCGUUGCAAACUGAGCUACAUCCCCUGCCGGCCAAAUCCCUCCCCUACCCUGGACGACGCUGGGCCAAUUGUGCGCGCCGCCCCAUGGGUCUCCCGGUCGCGGCCGGCUACGACAGAGCCUGGAUAUAUAUAUGUAUAUCUCAGUAUAUAUAUGUAUAUCUCAGUUACAGGUAGAAGUUGUCCUAAGACACAGAUCUAGCAUCAGAUUACACUCCACAAAUCCGUUUCGGUGGUGUGCCUUCUUCACUGUGUAGGUUUCAAAGUCUUUGGGCAACGGCUAAAUUGAUUUAAUAGUGAACAAAAGGUGCUACAAUUAACUCAGCUGCUUGCAAUUGGCACUGACCUUUACCAUUGGAGGGGUAAACUAUUAGUGAUAAAUGUUUAUGAAUGGACUUCUUACUCCCAUUCACUCAUACAUUCUGUGUAUAGCCACAGGAUUGGGUCUGCUCUUCUGUUUCUGUUGUUUAAAUAAUCAAAUAAUAAUGUAUUGGCCACAUGUGGCGAAUACAACAGGUGUAGACUUUACAGUGAAAUGCAAACUUACGAGCCCAUUCCCAACAGUGCAGAGUUAGAAAGUUAGACAAAUAUUUGCUAAAGGAAAUAGUAACACAAUAAAAACAAUAACAAGGCUAUAUACAAGGAGUACCAGUACCAAGUAAAUGUGCAGGGGUACGAGGUAAUUGAGGUAAUACAUUAUGUGGGUAGGGGUAAAAGUGACUAGACAAUCAGGAUAUAGAACAAACAGAGUAGCAGCAGCAUAUGUGAAGUGUGAAAGUGAAUCUGUGUGAGUGUGUGUGAGCCAGUGGAGGCUCCUCAGAGGAGGAAGGGGAGGACCAUCCUACUCAGUGAAUUAGUGAAACAUUUAAAAAAGUUAUCCUUUUUAGAUAAAACUAUACUAAAUGUAUUCACGUCACCAAAUAACUGAGUAAAACACACUGUUUUGCAAUGAAGGUCUACAGUAGCCUCAACAGCACUCUCUGGGGUAGCACCAUAGUGUAGCCGGAGGACAGCUACAGUAUUUUCCGUCCUCCUCUGGGUACAUUGACUUCAAUACAAACCCGAGGAGGCUCAUGGUUCUCACCCCCUUCCAUAGACUUGUCUAAUUAUGACGACUUCCGGAGGACGUCCUCCAACCUAUCAGAGCUCUUGCAGCAUGAAAUGACGUCCACCGAAUCAGAGGAUCAGAGAAUGAAUCUAGUACUGAAAGCAUAGCUAGCACUACAGUGCAUAAAAUACUUAUUUCCCUCAUUAAAAUGCAAAUCAAUUUAUAACAUUUUUGACAUGCGUUUUUCUGGAUUUUCCGGGCAGCCCUUUGAUUAACUGUUCAGCAGUCUUUUGGCUUGGGGGUAGAAGCUGUUCAGGUGCCUUUUGGUCCCAGACUUGGCACUCCGGUACCGCUUGCCGUGCGGUUAACUAAUCCCAGGGUUAACUAGUCAACAUGCCCCAUUACAGAGCCAGGGGAAACAAUGAAAACAAUGAAAAGAAAGAUGGACAGACAAGUAUUGCGUGCCUAGUCCAACCUAAAGAUUCCCUUUUGUACAAGAUAUAAUGUGAUAUAACUACGCCAGAAACCCAACAUAGGGGGGUUAUAGCAGAAACCACUUCCUCCUCCUCUGGAUUCUCAAUUGGCCAUCUGGUUUUCCAAUGGAAUCUCCCUGGAGAGGUAAUUGCAGUCACAAAAACAGACCAACUGAACUAACAAACAACAUACAAAGUGGGUGUGGAUGGGUCUAUGGUAGCUUUUUUGUGUAACCCAUCGAUAUUUUGUUAUUUUGUCCCCACAGCAUGGAUACGUUGAGGGCCAGCCAAACAAGAAAGGCCUGUUCCCUUCAUCUUUCGUCCAUGUGUUGUCUUACUGA
Messenger RNA from Coregonus sp. 'balchen', 18068 nucleotides. Lineage: Eukaryota; Metazoa; Chordata; Actinopteri; Salmoniformes; Salmonidae. The record is from the annotation of a GenBank genome assembly.